AUGGCGAUCCCCAUCACAAUUCGUCCAGCAAUUCCCUCCGACGCCCAAGCCAUCGCAACCAUCCACAUCGCAUCCUGGCGCGCCGCAUACAUCAACAUAGUCCCACAACACCACCUCGAUAACCUCAGUCUCGACGACAGAAUCGCCUUCUGGCACAGAAUCCUGGGAGGUGAGGAUGAAAGGGGCAAUGGUAGUAUUCUUGUUGCCGAAGAGCAAAUCAACGCUCGGGAAUCGCGUCUCCUACUUGGGUUUGUGACGUUUGGCGCUGCCGCCGCCGCCGCCACCGCAAACCCCUCAUCUCCUCCAAGUGAUGAGCAACAGAGGACGGCAGAGUUGCGUGCUAUUUACAUUGAUCCGAAUCGCUGGACCAAAGGCAUAGGCCAAGCAUUAUGGAAAGCAGCUCGACAGCAACUUGUCGAACAAAAAUUUACCUCUGUGGUGGUCAAUGUGUUUGCGAAGAACGAAAGAGCGAUGAGAUUUUAUCGUGCUGUUGGGUUUGUAGGGGAGGCAAAGGGGUCGACUGAGGUUGGGGGAGAGAGACUUGAGACGUUGAGGAUGAGGAUGGGACUUGAUUGA
Messenger RNA from Aureobasidium melanogenum CBS 110374, 576 nucleotides. Its product is annotated as acyl-CoA N-acyltransferase. Bases 1 to 576 code for a protein of 191 amino acids. The transcript has a single exon. The record is from RefSeq and is a predicted model, not a curated record. Lineage: Eukaryota; Fungi; Ascomycota; Dothideomycetes; Dothideales; Saccotheciaceae. Gene Ontology annotation, molecular function: acyltransferase activity, transferring groups other than amino-acyl groups.